UACAAAUUUUCUUUACGUCAAUGUACGCGUAUGAUAAUAAUCAUACAGCCCUGUGUAUGCCAGCAACCAAUGUAGUCAACACACUUGCUCAGGCUACAGUGAUGUAGGUAUACAGACGAUGUCUACCGUUUGCAAUUGACGCGUUUCAUCUCGUUCUUUGCCUUUAAGUGAACGAAUAUGGAUUAAUCAGUGAUUUAUUUGUGUAUAUCUCGUAUUAGACUAUACUAGCAAAUACGAUUAAACAGUGAGAAAAGAAGUAUUUAGAUAAAUAAGAUGCCUAAAAGGUGAGAGAGAAAAGAAACGCAGAGAAUAGAUGCACUGAAGUUGUGUGUGCAUUUGAAUGUUCACUGUGUGAUGCGACGACGGAAAGAAAGGGAGAAAAAAGGAAGAAAGAGAUAGAAUAAAACAUUGGGUGAGAGUGCGAGGAGAAGGGGCUUAAAAGAUGGCCGUCCUGAAACAUAUGACAAAGAACGGCGGGCAACCGCCGCAGCGGAAAAGAAUUAUCACGGAAUGUGUUUCACGGUAUCGUUGAUCCUCGUCCUCGCGUAGAGGUGUGGUGAUAUUUCGAGUAAAAGGGAUCGUGGCUAUAAAAGUCAGUGAUCCUGUUAGCAAAGGAGCCAUGACUACGUGUAAAGAAUGGGCUCGAUUGCAUCGGUGUUGCAGUGGCAUUGCUCGGAGUGCGCUCUGAUAAAUCCAACGGAGAGCACGCGAUGCGCCAGGUGCGGCCUUACUCGGCUUAGGAGUGAUGAGAAAGCAAAUCUCAGGCUCGGCCUGAGCUUGGAUCGCAAAGUUCCCGAAGAAAAAGAGGAGGAGGAAAAGCAAAGAGACGACGAGGAAGGUGACUCUUCCUCGGUCUCUGUUCCGCCAACACCUCCGCCGAAACUUCGUUUGGAGAAGCCAGCAACGGGCGAUACGCGUCCGGCAACUUAUCAAUACGUCAAAACCGAUCUCAUACAUCGCUCAGAGGGGAAUUUAAUUCUACUCAAUAAUCAUAUAAAGAAAUCUCACCAUGAUUCGUGGAAUGGAAAGUCUUGUAAAAAAGAGCCAGUUAAAAGAUCUUCUUCUCUACCUUCCUUAAUAACACAAUGGACUUGCGUUCGUUGUUUGUUAGACAACAGCUGCAGUUCUGGUAUAAUUUGCAUAGCUUGUGAUGCAAAUUCCUCUAUAGCUGAAACUGGCAAAAGACAGAUUGGAGCACGUAAACGCAAAAAAUUGAAUUCACGUAAAACAAAUCGUCUCAAAACUGCAUCCGAACUUCUGGCCAAUAUUUUAGAUGAUGUCAAUGCAACAAGUUCUUCUACAAGCGAUGCAAGAAUUAUCAAUAAGGCUUAUCUGUACUCUAUAGAUAUGGCACAACUAACAAGUAUAAGUCGUAGUGAAAGGAGACAAGAUAGAGAAGACUGGACCUUGCCACCAAUAGAAACUAUGGAGUCUACUACACUUUCCUACACAAAUACCACUGAUACCUCUCAACGUUCACCAAAAAGACAUAGUCCUUCAAUUUAUGAAAGAGUCAAAUCUAAAGUUAGUCGCUCUUUAUCUAAUGGAUCUGUUGUACAUAAAUUAUCUGAACAUGCAAUUCAAAGACCAACAAGUUUAGUAGUCUCAGAAUCUCAACAGGAUGAUGCUCUCUGGAGUUGUGAUAAUUGUACUCUUGAUAAUGCUCCUGGCCUAGAACAAUGCGAGGCAUGUGAAGCCCCUAGAAGUCCUGCUCCUUGCAGUGGAGUAGUUAUCAGUGUACCUGCCUGGGAACCACGUGCUCUAUCUUCUGCAGGUCCAUUGUUUUAUAGACGAUCUUUUUCUGAUGUCGAAUCCGUUACAAAUGUAUCUCGAAAGAAAAAGAUCGUCAAUCGUAGAAGUCUCAAUGAGGAUGAACCACCUGCAGUACCACCACAUUCUGUUGGUUUUAGUACAAGACCAAAAUAUUCUUACAUUGGAAUUACCGACCCUGAUAUACCGCCGCCAUUGCCAAAAAAACAAAAUAAUAAAUUAGGUCUUGUACCCACAAAAGCACAUAGCGAAGCAACUAGUCCUGUCGGUGAUGUACCGAAUGUAAGCUCGUUAAAACGUAUGUGGACUUGUCGGAAAUGUUCUUACGCGUAUAAUCCUUUAUGGUCAACUGGUUGCGAUAUAUGUGGAUCUUCUCGUUCACCGCCUUCGUUAAUGCAACCUAGUCUAAUAACGGUCACAAAGGAUGAAACGAGUUGUUCAAUGCAUUCACAAUCUCCAAUCGUAGUAUCCAGAGAUAGUGUAAGAUACAUUCCGCAGAAAACUGCUACAUUGGCUACAGCAGAAUCUGAUUUAGAAGAAGUUGAUCCACCCUCCCCAGUGUGGACUUGUAAAAAAUGUACAUUAUUAAAUGCCGCUUCGCGAACAACGUGUGAAGCGUGCGGUGGUUCAAAGCUUAAAAGUAUCAUGCAUUUAGAAGACGCUACAUUACGAAAAGGAGAAAGCUGGGUGUGUCCAUCGUGUACAUUAAGGAAUCCGCUAUCAGCACAAACUUGUAAUGCUUGUAAGACUUUAGCAGAUUUUCUAGAUGUACCAAAGGAUAGCAGAUUUUUUGGAUCAAGAAGUCCGAGUCCAAGACUUUGUUCAACCCCUAUAAAUUCAAAAGUUGUUACUCCAAGACAUAGGAAUUCUGUAAGAAGAAAUGGUUCUUCAAUUGGAGAUAAAAGACAUUCGAGAAUUAGAGAUUCCACUCAUGGUCAAUGGCAGUGUAAACUGUGCACAUAUGAAAAUAAGAGUACAAACGGAAUUUGUGAAAUGUGCCAAAUCUCAAAAAAUUUAUCUCAACUACCAGGUGAAAGGCCUAGAAUUAUUGAAUCUGGCAUAAGUACACUUACAAUGCAACGGCAAGAAAGCGUAGUUAUGGAGAAUUUAAGACAAAUUGAGGAAAGAGAAGCAUUGGAGAAAUGGGAGCGAAUUGUUCGCUACUGCAAAGAGACAAAUGAACCUUUUGUCGAUGACUCAUUUCCACCAGCUCCAAAAUCUCUAUAUUACAAUCCAGCUGAAACAAAAGAUAACCAUGUUGUUCAAUGGAGAAGGCCUCAUCAAAUUAAUGUUGAUUCUACAGUUGAUUCCAAACUGCCUUGGGCUGUUUUUAGGAAACCCUUACCUUCUGAUAUCUCACAAGGUGUAUUAGGAAACUGUUGGUUACUUUCAGCUUUAGCUGUUUUAGCUGAAAGUGAUGAGCUUGUAAAGAGAGUCUUAGUAAUGAGGGAAACCUGCCCAGAAGGAGCUUAUCAAGUAAGAUUAUGUAAAGAUGGAAAAUGGACCACAGUACUUGUUGAUGACUUGCUACCCUGUGAUAAAAGAGGCCAUCUUGUAUAUUCUCAGGCAAAAAGAAAACAACUUUGGGUGCCAUUAAUUGAAAAAGCAGUGGCUAAAAUUCAUGGUUGCUAUGAAGCUUUAGUAUCUGGACGUGCAAUAGAAGGUCUAGCAACACUUACAGGUGCCCCUUGUGAGAGUGUGCCUUUACAACCAUCCGCUUUGCCAAGUGAAGAUGAACUUGAUAAGGAUUUAAUAUGGGCACAACUUUUAUCUUCAAGGCAAGCUAUGUUUUUAAUGGGUGCUAGUUGUGGAGGUGGUAAUAUGAAAGUUGAUGAGGAAGAAUAUCAACGUAAAGGUUUAAGGCCAAGGCACGCUUAUUCUGUUCUCGAUGUACGGGAUGUACAGGGAAUACGAUUAUUGAGAUUACGUAAUCCAUGGGGUCACUAUAGUUGGAAGGGUGAUUGGUCUGAUGAUAGUCCUAUUUGGACACCACAAUUGCGGGAAAUGCUCAUGCCACAUGGUGCUUCUGACGGUGUUUUCUGGAUUUCUUUUGACGAUGUAUUGAAAUAUUUUGAUUGUAUUGAUAUUUGUAAAACUAGAGUUGGGUGGAGUGAAGUUAGAUUACGUGGGACACUUCCACCUUUAUCAUCUCUCAGACAUUUAUCAUGUGUACUUUUAACGGUACUAGAACCUACUGAAACAGAAUUUACUUUAUUUCAAGAAGGGCAAAGGAAUUCCGAAAAAUCACAACGUUCUCAGUUGGACUUGUGCGUAGUUGUUUUUCGUACGCGUUCACCAGCAGCACCAGAAGUGGGGAGAUUAGUAGAACAUAGUAAGCGACAAGUACGUGGAUUCGUUGGAUGUCACAAAAUGUUAGAGAGGGAUUUGUAUAUUGUUGUAUGUUUGGCCUUUAAUCAUUGGCACACAGGAAUGGAAGAUACUUCCAGUUACCCUGAGUACGUUCUUGCCAUUCAUAGUUCAAAGAGAUUAUUAGUUGAGCAAAUUUCCCCGCCAGCAUUUGUCUUAGCUGAUGCUAUAAUAAGUUUAACUCUAGCAAAAGGACAGAGACAUGAAGGAAGAGAGGGAAUGACUGCUUAUUACUUAACUAAAGGUUGGGCUGGACUUGUAGUAAUGGUAGAAAAUCGUCAUGUAAAUAAAUGGAUUCAUGUAAAAUGUGACUGCCAUGAAAGCUAUAACGUUGUGUCCACAAGAGGACAACUCAGAACUGCCGAUAGUGUUCCCCCGCUACACAGACAAGUCAUCAUAGUUUUAACACAAUUGGAAGGUAGUGGAGGUUUUUCGAUAGCACAUCGACUUACGCACAGACUAGCUAACAGUGGAAACUUGCAUGACUGGGGUCCGCCAGAUACUCAACAUUGUCCUCAAAUUGAUACUCAAGUCGAAGGUUUACAUAGUCCUCGUUUAAUCACGUGAACGAAUGAGUGAUUAAUAACAAAUAGGACAAUGUUUAAAUGUAUCUCGUUUGUCAAGUAAGAGAUUUAUUAUGUACUCGUGAUAUCCAGAAAUUUACCAAAGCAAGCUAGAAAGAUUUUGGUACAGAAGAAAUAGUACUGAAACUAUAAUACAUUCUGUGCUUUCUAGCUAUUCAUGUUGUAUGAAAAUUUUUAGCAUUACGACAAGCUCACUAUUGGAUAUACUACAAUAAUUAACAAUUAAUAUACAAUGAUUCUCUCUCUCUCUCUGAGAUCAGUGGUUAGAAAUAUUUUUUUUUAAUUAGGUAGAAAUCAUUCGUUGUAUCAAUGAAAAUGAAUAUACUUUAAAACUUGCGUGCAAAUUAAGCAUUUCUACGGGAACCAUUGAUCCAUAAAGAAGACUUAAGGGAAAUUAAAUAUUUAUGGAAGAACAAAUUAAACACAUUGCUUGUUAUAUAAAAAAAAAUUAUUUUCUCAACGUAACAUAUAAGCACCAUAAAAAGUAACAAAGCGUAAAAGUUAUACAGUAAUAAUAUAUGAAGUGAAAUAAAUAACAGCCAUUGAUAAUGAAAAACAUAUACACUCUUUUUGGAAUUGCUUAGAGUAUGGUAUAACUAUGGGUCGAAAUUUUUUCAAUUUUUGCAUCUCACAAGUCGAUCCUAUUUUCGGAUACACAGACCGUAUUCAGAACCCACAUUUAAAAGUACAUGUAUUGUAUAUUGUGUAUGAGAGCUGAUGUUACUGGCCGUUUAAGUGAGGGUUUCCGAAUAUUGGUCACAUCGUAAAACUUUUAUCUCAUCUGAACUUUUGUUGUUUCCAUCUUGUAACUGGAUGGAGUGCUUGUGCUAAAAAUGGACGUAGCGCAUAGCUACAGAACCAAAAAUCUCUCUGAAAGUUUUACAGUAUAGUGACGCGUUCACUGCCAUUUUGUGCAAUGUACGUUUAACUUUAUUGUUGUUAAAAAUUUUUGUAGCGAAUUAUUAACAAAAUUAUUAUCACUGAUUGUUGUAUGUAUAUUUUAUGUUCAUUUAACUUAUAAUACAUAUCUUGAACUUUAUACAUACACAAGUGUGGCAGUUAACGAGUUAGUCAAUUUUAUAAGUCUUGUACAUUUUGUAAUCAUGACAUCAGAAUAGUCGUCUACGAGGCGCAAUCAUUUAUAAAUUUUUUUUACAUAAAUAGAUUUGUGUUUUAUUUUUAUACAUAUACAUAUAUGUGUUUCAUCUAUAAACGAAACAAAUAAGUAUUGGAUAAUGAAAUAUAUGAAUCAUUUUUUUUCAAUUUGAAAAAAACGUAUUUAGCAAAUUAUAAUCUCACGUAAAAAGGAAAUUACAAUUUAAUAAAACAUUCCCUUCUUUUUAAAGAGAAAGAUUGCUAAAUUGAAAAUUAUAUGUAUGUUACAAGUAUAUCUCCUUUCGAAUAGCAUAAAAUAAUUCAAAAAAUUGUUAUUGAAAUUAUUGCAUUAAUAUAUGAUUAAUUUAAUGUUAAAACUGUAUACAAAAGAGUGAAGCUAUAAGUUUUGAUUCUUAUUAAUGUUGUACCAACCGAUAAUUUUAAAUAUGUCUAUUACAUGUAUUAAAUGCGAUGUAUGUUGGCA
This is a messenger RNA of Bombus pyrosoma, 6300 nucleotides long. RefSeq names its product calpain-D-like. The record is from RefSeq and is a predicted model, not a curated record. Gene Ontology annotation, biological process: proteolysis. Gene Ontology annotation, cellular component: cytoplasm. The transcript is spliced from 11 exons. The coding region runs from base 637 to 4704 and encodes 1355 amino acids. Lineage: Eukaryota; Metazoa; Arthropoda; Insecta; Hymenoptera; Apidae. Gene Ontology annotation, molecular function: calcium-dependent cysteine-type endopeptidase activity.